Messenger RNA from Moesziomyces antarcticus, 771 nucleotides. RefSeq lists its product as uncharacterized. Lineage: Eukaryota; Fungi; Basidiomycota; Ustilaginomycetes; Ustilaginales; Ustilaginaceae. Bases 1 to 771 code for a protein of 256 amino acids. The transcript has a single exon. The record is from RefSeq and is a predicted model, not a curated record.
AUGCGAGCCUCCGUCCGAUCUGCUCUCAUCUUCGCCGUGGCCGCCCUCGCGGCUCUCCAGGUGGCUCAGCCCGUCUCGGGUCACCUUGUCGACCGUGAGGUCUUCGAGAACGUCACCCCCACCCUUUACGACUACUCUCGUCGUGACGCCGCCGCCACUGCUGUUCCCUCUUCGACCAGCACGGCUGGCCCCGCCACCGCCACUCCCGGUACCGGCUGCAAGGCCAACAGCGACUGUGCCACUGGCUCGUGCUCGGCUGGCAAGUGUGUGCCUCAGAUCGGCACUGGUGUCAAGAACUCGUACUGCGACAGCGACGCCCAGUGCACCACGUCGCAAUACUGCUACCGUGGCUCGUGCCAGGAGAUCAAGCAGACCGGCGCCAACUGCUACAAGGACUCGGGCUGCACUUCGGGCAGCUGCAUUAACAAGAAGUGCAUCAACAACUCCUCGCAGAAGAACGGCUUCACCUGCACCCGAUCGGACCAGUGCGUCAACGGCUCGUUCUGCUCCAACGGCAAGUGCAACACUGUCCAGCCUGCCGGUUCGUACUGCUACAAGGCCCAGGGCUGCACCAGCGGUAUCUGCAACAACAACAAGUGCUCCUCCAAGGGUCUCGCCAAGCUCGGCCAGUACUGCACCGCCAGCAACAAGUGCCAGUCCAACUUCUGCUUCAAGAACGCCUGCCGUGCCAAGCGCGCCAGGAACCAGCCUUGCUCCAUGAACGAGACCUGCAUCAGCGGCAGGUGCCGCAACAACCGCACUUGCGCUUAA